Molecule: messenger RNA, 1140 nt
Organism: Macrosiphum euphorbiae (potato aphid)
Lineage: Eukaryota; Metazoa; Arthropoda; Insecta; Hemiptera; Aphididae
Source: the annotation of a GenBank genome assembly
AUGUUAAACAACGAACAGCUUCCACGAGAAGAACUAAGUCCGGUUUUCUUAAGACUAUUUUUGCAAAGUCAACAAGUUGGAAAUUUAAGUAAAAUAAAUCGAGAACAAUUAUUGAAAUGGAUAUUGAAAAGAGAUUCUGUUGCAUUAGAUAACAUAAUGAUAAAAACAAUCGUAGACCAUACUUCUGGUUUCAAUUACACAAAUUACAUGACACUGCUGCUAUUAGCUGUAAAGAAUCAUAUGUCUGUACAUAAUAUUAAAUCUACUGACGUCAUACUGGAAGAAUCUGAUAUAAUGCUUUCAAUAGAAAAAAUAAAUUUGGUGUUCACAAAAUCAAUUGGGGCACCAUCAGUACAAGUUGUAAAAUGGGACGAUGUUGGUGGCUUAAUAAAUGUGAAAGAAGAAAUUAUGUCUGCAUUGAAACCAUCAACAUUUAAUAUGAGGAGAUCAGGAAUAUUAUUAUAUGGUCCACCUGGGACUGGAAAAACAUUAUUAGCAAAAGCUGUGGCAACUGAAUGUAAAUACAACUUUUUAUCAAUUAAAGGUCCUGAAUUACUCAAUAUGUAUAUUGGACAAAGUGAAGCUAACGUAAGAGAAGUGUUUAACAAGGCUCGUUCAGCUGUACCGUGUAUUUUGUUUUUUGAUGAACUUGAUUCGUUAGCUCCUAAACGAGGUCAAAAUGGAGAUUCUGGAGGUGUUGGAGAUAGAGUUGUAUCACAAUUGCUAACUGAAAUGGAUGGAAUGACAUCAGAAAAUCAACAAAUAUUUGUAUUGGGUGCUACAAAUCGACCAGAUCUCAUAGAUUCUGCACUUUUACGCCCAGGAAGACUUGAUAAAAGUGUUUAUGUUGGUGGUUGUAAUGAUAAAGAAUCAAAACUGCAUGUCUUAAGAGCAUUAACCAAAAAAUUCAAUUUAAAUUCAAAUUUUCAUCUAAACGAUUUGAUAAACCACUUACCAGACCAAGUAACAGGGGCUGAAUUGUAUGGAAUGUGUCAUAAUGCAUGGCUAAACUGUGCUAGAAGAGUUAUCAAAAAACGACUAACACACAUUAAUGAUGAACAAUGUGCAACUGAUGAAAAUUUAUUGGUAACCGAAGAGGAUUUCAUGAAAGCAAUGAGUGAAAGUUUUAUCCUAAAAUAA